Talaromyces amestolkiae is the source of this 1122-nucleotide messenger RNA. RefSeq lists its product as uncharacterized. The coding region runs from base 1 to 1122 and encodes 373 amino acids. The transcript has 8 exons. Lineage: Eukaryota; Fungi; Ascomycota; Eurotiomycetes; Eurotiales; Trichocomaceae. The record is from RefSeq and is a predicted model, not a curated record.
AUGAAGACCUUUAUUUUCAACGUGGGCGCUUUUGCAGGCUGUAUAGCAUUUGCUUCAGCAGCAAGUAGAGUAUGCCAGGACUACAAGAUUCCUUUGACGGUGACAUCCCAGAACUACAUCUAUGAUCUGCCUCAUUUCGCCGACAACUACGAUGUAGUAGACUGGAUCUCGAAUCAUGGUAGUCGCACUGCUUCUGUUGACUUCCAUCCACUCUCGAGCACACUCCAAAACCAGACAGGUUCAUACACCAUCUCUGCUACCUUUUGUGCCCCCAAGGAUCCAAAAGCGGCAUACAAGGAUACGGUGCUUUUUGCUACUCAUGGCCUAAACUUUGAUAAACGCUAUUGGGCUUCUGAAGUCCAGCCCGAGAAUUACAGCUUUGUCGACUACGCCAUCAAUAGAGGAUACUCUGUUUUCUACUACGAUAGACUAGGGGUUGGGGCAUCCAGUAGCGUGUCCGGUUACACCAAUCAACUUCCUAUUCAAAUCGAGAUUGCUACACAGCUAAUUAAUUCAAUCAAAUCUGGAAAAUACACAAUGUCCGUCGGCAAACCAGCAUCUCUUGUCGUUGUUGGGCAUAGUUUUGGCAGCUCGAUUUCGGCUGGGGCUGUUGUUGCAAAUCCGGGAAUCUGCGAUGCGCUUAUUCUGACCGGCUUUAGUUACAAUGGGUCAAACCCGUCCGGUUUUAUCGAAGCAGCACAGCCACGUAUUGCAUCAUCCGUAGACCGUCGUUGGAGAAGCUUGGAUACUGGAUACUUGUUACCGGUUGAUAUCUAUUCAGGUGUCAACACCUUCUUCAAAAAACCAGACUACAACCUCGACGUUGUUCGCUAUGCAGACAGUAUCAAGCAGCCUCUGGGUCUGGUGGAAUUCUUGACGGUAGCCUCCGGUGAUCUUUCACCUACUGAGUUCACGGGAAAGGCAAUGGUGAUAACAGGCCAAUACGACUUUAUCUAUUGCACCGGCCAAUGCGACGACGUCAUUGAAUAUCCCGCCGCAGAUGUGUUUGCCAAAGCCAAAGAAUUCAAAGCCAUCAGUUAUCCUGGAGCUGGCCACGGUCUGAACUUUGCAUUAAAUGCAACCGGAGCAUAUGCAGAGAUUUUCGACUUUUUGGAGCAGUAA